AUGGCCAGCUUCGAGAACGUGCUUCCUGAUACAAAGGCAUAUGUUAAUCUCCAGCUCCUCAACGGAGGAAGCAUGACAGCCGAGUACCACAAGCUGCACGCAGGAGAGCCGGCAAAGAAAUUCCGAAUGUACAACUGGAGCUUCCUCAUCCACCAUGUAAAGCAGAAUCGAUGGGUCUUGUGGGAUCUGGGAAUGUCAUCAAAUCCAAACGACUUCCCUCCGCUGAUCGCAAACGGACCGAUAAUCGAAGCUGAAGUCCAAGACCCACGAGAGCGAAUUCCAGACCAGAUCAAGCGGCGCAGUGGCAUCGGAGCUGAGCAAGUUGAUGCCAUUAUACUCAGCCACGCACAUUUCGACCACUGCCGACCCGCAAAGCAAACAUUCCCCAGUGCCACCGUCCUCUUCGGCCCAGGCACAUCCGAAUACUGCUCCCCGGGCCACCUCGCAGAUCCAUGCUCCCCCUGGGACGGGCGGUACUUCGACCCGGAGCUCGCAACAGAGCGGUGGAAGACACUAGCAGGCCCGUGGGUCCAAUUCGGGCCCUUCGAGCGCGCUAUGGAUUUCUUUGGCGAUGGUUCGUUCUGGGUUAUUCAAGCGCCGGGCCAUAUGCCUGGGAAUUUGUGCGCGUGCGCUAGGCUGCAAUCGGGCGAGUGGAUUAUGUUGGGUUCGGAUUGUUGUCAUUCACGGGCGUUAUUCAACGGUACGAAGGAGUUUGGGACAUUUGAGCUUCCUGAUGGGAGUACGGGCUGUCUGCACACGGAUGUUGCUGCCGCGGAGGAUACACUGGCACGGAUGAGAAUGAUGGAGAAGGAAAUGGGAGUGCAUGUUGCCCUGGCGCACGACGCUACUUGGAUGGAGAACGAGAGUAACCCGGCUUUGCUGUCUUUACUAGACGAGGCCUUUCGCGACGAUAUUCGCACUGCCUUGCGCAGGCAGGAGUCAUUUUGA
Molecule: messenger RNA, 948 nt
Organism: Aspergillus puulaauensis
Lineage: Eukaryota; Fungi; Ascomycota; Eurotiomycetes; Eurotiales; Aspergillaceae
Product: MBL fold metallo-hydrolase
Exons: 4
Coding region: 1-948 (315 amino acids)
Source: RefSeq, a predicted model, not a curated record